UGGGUUUGAUUUUUAUAAUUUGAUUGAAUUGAAUGAGGGAGUGAUUGUCGGCUGUAUUUUGGUUGACAUAACCUAUAAUUUUAGAUAAGUAUAUUUUAUGUAAUUUUACAAUAAAUAGGAUAUUAUGAAUUCGUUUAGAAUAAUAUGUUUCACAUUUUCACAGAAAAUGUAAUUUUAUUGUACGUAGAACCUUUAGUUCAACAAAUCCCAAUGUGAACCUUAUCUUAGGACUUGUACCCGUGAUACCAAGUGUUUCUGCCCAAAACGAAUUAAAAAGUGUUUCUGUUAAAAAUGAUACAGCGAAAUAUAAUGAAACGAAAAUUGAAAAUGUCACCCCUGAGGAUAUUGCAAUGCCUAAACCGAGUGAAAUCAUUGAAGUUCCUAAGGAAGAGGGUGAUGGAUGGGAUAGGUUAUGUGCUGUUUUUCAAAGAGAUGAAUUUGGUAACCACAGCAAGGAGAUGACAGCAACAAUACAGUCGACGUGUAUGGCAUGUUUCCUGGGUCUCUUAUAUGGUGGGAUCAACAGCUCUCGUGCAGCCUUCAUUGAUUUUAUGGAACGCAACCAAGACACCAUAUUUGAAAAUCAUAUAGAUGCAAAGAGAAGAUUGCAGAACCAUGUGUCUAUCCAUUUUGCUAAAGGAGGUUUUCACUGGGCUUGCAAGCUGUCAUUCUUUACUGGAGGCUUCAUGCUGUUCUUGACAAGUGUUCAAGCCUACAAAGGUCGGAGAAGUGUUGUAGAUUACGCAAGUGAGUGGUGCAAUGAUUGGAGCUCUAGUAAGGGUGAAAUUGGGAAGUACCCCGGCUUGGUCAUUGGAGGAUCAUUGGGCUGUUUGCUGGGCUUUUUCUGUGGACUGAUGACUACAACUUUUCUGACACUCACAGGCACAUCCUUCGAUGAAGUGUUGUCCUUUUCAAUACGAAUUAGACCAAAGCAGAAAGAAGUGAGGGCGUAA
Messenger RNA from Homalodisca vitripennis (glassy-winged sharpshooter), 953 nucleotides. RefSeq names its product RPII140-upstream gene protein (gene 140up). Gene Ontology annotation, cellular component: mitochondrion. The transcript has 6 exons. The record is from RefSeq and is a predicted model, not a curated record. Lineage: Eukaryota; Metazoa; Arthropoda; Insecta; Hemiptera; Cicadellidae. Bases 351 to 953 code for a protein of 200 amino acids.